AUGACGACUCAGAUAAAAAGUCGCCAAACAACAGGUCCAUGUGGGUUUCAGGCAAUUAUUCUUGCAGGAUUUGGCACAGGUUUAUAUCCAUUAACUGAAGCCAAUAAUCUUCCUAAGGCAUUGUUGCCAAUUGCAAAUAAACCAAUGAUCUGGUAUGUCUUAAAGUGGUGCGAGGAAGCAGGAUUUUUAAGUAUAAUGGUUAUUUGCCAAACUCAAGUGGAAUCAUGUCUUUCGUCAUAUUUGAAAAAUGUUUAUGAUGGAUAUAUUAGGAUCCAGGUUUAUGCUUUGAGUGGUGUAGAUGAUGUUUUGGGAACGGCAGAUCUUAUAAGAAAAGUCCAUGAUAAGAUAAAAAAUGAUUUUAUUAUAUUGAGUUGUGAUUUAAUAAUGAAUCUUCCUCCACAUGAAAUUCUGGACUUUCAUAGAAUUCAUACACCUACAGUUACAUUUUUAUUGUAUGAUAUUUCAAAGGAUGGAAGCUUUCUUAUAUCUAAAGAUUCAGAUCGGAAAAUGUUUUUUGGUAUCAAUAAGCCAGAUAAUUCAUUGGUUUUUGUAAAAUCAGCGAGUGAAAUGAAUGAAGAAUUUAUUGUUAGAAUGUCUAUGCUUUGGAAAUAUCCACGAAUUUAUGUUACGAGUACGUUGAGAGAUUCUCAUCUUUAUAUUUUUAAACGAUGGGUAUUGGAUCUUAUUGUUCAAAAUGAGCGUAUAUCUUCUAUACAAGAAGAUUUAAUUCCAUUGCUCGUUAAAUUCCAGUAUCAAUCUCUUUUAUUGAAACGAUAUAACAUUAAAGAACUUUCUUCACGUAGUUAUGGAUAUAAUCUUGUAUCUGAUACUUUGGAUGAGAAGCCUGUUAGAGUAAUUUCAUAUUUGCUUCCUGAAAAUCGAUAUUGCUUGCGUUCAAAUACGAUUCAGGCAUAUACAGAUCUUAACAGAAAUUUAUCAAAAAUAUCUAUAGAACCUCGAGUAUGUAUAACUGCAAAAAUGGCCCAAAAAGUCAUUAUUGGGGCGGAUUCUUUAGUUGGAGAAAAUACGAAAAUUGAUGAGCGAUGUAAUGUAAAAAAAAGUGUUAUUGGCCCCAAUUGUAUUUUAGGAAAGUCCGUGACUGUGGUUAAUAGUAUUAUUAUGAAUAAUGUUAAGAUUGAAGAUGGUGUAAGGUUAGAUGGGUGCAUAGUUUGUGUUAAUAGUGUUAUUGGUUCAAAAAGUAAACUAAAAAAUUGUUGCAUAAGUGGAGGUUAUGAAGUUCCUUCUGGAACAUGUGCUAGAAGCGAUAAUUUAAUCGUUUUUGAUGGUAUAUAA
This is a messenger RNA of Pneumocystis murina B123, 1293 nucleotides long. RefSeq lists its product as hypothetical. Gene Ontology annotation, biological process: cytoplasmic translational initiation; biosynthetic process. The transcript has 10 exons. Gene Ontology annotation, cellular component: guanyl-nucleotide exchange factor complex; eukaryotic translation initiation factor 2B complex. Lineage: Eukaryota; Fungi; Ascomycota; Pneumocystomycetes; Pneumocystales; Pneumocystaceae. Gene Ontology annotation, molecular function: translation initiation factor activity; guanyl-nucleotide exchange factor activity. The record is from RefSeq and is a predicted model, not a curated record. Bases 1 to 1293 code for a protein of 430 amino acids.